AUGGCGGAUCUGGUCGUCGAGCGCUUCCAACGUGUGUCCGACGAGUACUGGCGGGAUAUCGACCGGGCAGGCGUCGGCGAAGACUCCUACGAUCUGUGCGUGGAGUACCUCUCUCGCUUCCAAGAGGCGCUGAAGGAGCUGGGGAUGGUCGGCAUCGAGGACCCUCCCGCAGCGGCCGGCUUUGCGGACUGCACGAUCCUCGCCGAGGUCAGCGCGGCGCGCCGCAGUCUCGCUCAAGCGACAGGCAGGUGUCGCGCCGCCGUCAGCCGCAUCGCAGAGACCCUCGCCCGCGCCCAUGCGGACGACGAGGAUGGCACGCGGGACGGCGCCCAGACCGGUGCACUUGGCGUGGCUGGCGGCGCUGAUUGCGCUGGCGGCGCUGGCGGCGCUGGCGCAAGCAGCGCUCGCGGCGCGUCGCCCGUGCUGCAACUCGCGGCCCUGCUGGAGGGGGCGACGAUGGGCGAGAUGCAGAUCGACCCCCCCGCCGCGGGCGGCACGGUUCUGCCGCCUGAGAUGGCGCUCGACUGA
Molecule: messenger RNA, 528 nt
Organism: Emiliania huxleyi CCMP1516
Lineage: Eukaryota; Haptophyta; Isochrysidales; Noelaerhabdaceae
Exons: 1
Coding region: 1-528 (175 amino acids)
Source: RefSeq, a predicted model, not a curated record